Rhopalosiphum maidis (corn leaf aphid) is the source of this 1761-nucleotide messenger RNA. Its product is annotated as Kv channel-interacting protein 2-like. Gene Ontology annotation, molecular function: calcium ion binding. NCBI's taxonomy places the organism in Eukaryota, Metazoa, Arthropoda, Insecta, Hemiptera, Aphididae. The record is from RefSeq and is a predicted model, not a curated record. The transcript is spliced from 5 exons. Bases 1 to 654 code for a protein of 217 amino acids.
AUGGGAAUCAGUAAAAACCAUUUACUCGCAAUACUCAUACAUUUGUUUUUGAUUUGUGUUACAGAAGAAGAUAUUGAUGAGUUCAAUAUACACGUUUCGAGGUACAGACCAGAAGAGUUAACAAAGCUCACAAAAAUCACCAAGUUCAAUAAAAAAGAAAUCCAACUAAUUUAUAGAGGUUUUAAACAGGAGUGUCCUACUGGUAUGGUAGAUGAAGAUUCGUUCAAGCACAUAUUUUCACAAUUUUUUCCCCAAGGUGAUGCCUCACAAUAUGCCCAAUAUGUGUUCAAUACAAUCAAGAGAAAUCAAACUGGAAAAAUUAGUUUCGAGGAUUUUUUGGCCAUAUUGUCCAAAGUUUCUCGAGGAAGUGUUCAAGAGAAACUUCAUUGGAUUUUUGGCUUGUACGAUCUCAAUAAAGACGGAGUUAUAACAAAAAAAGAAAUGCAAGACGUAGUACAUUCCAUUUAUAGCAUGCUAGGGAGACAUACUGACCCACAAGUAGAUGACCAAUCUGCAAAAGACCAUGUUGACCGAAUUUUUCAUUUAAUUGACAAAAACAAUGACGGUAACGUGACAUUGGACGAGUUGAUUGAAUGGUGCAGCCGGGACGAAGGAAUACUCCAGUCGCUAGAUACGCUGGACACUGUUUUGUGAAACGAGCCACGCUCGUCCGACGUGCGCGUAGGCACGAGAGACCGGGCGAGCCUAUUCAAUUGGUAGACAGACGAAAUAAACUUAUGUGGUGACUGGUGACGAGAAAGAAUAAAAUUUAAAAACAAAAAACAAAAAAACAAUAUACAAAAUCGAAAAACUCCGCUAAACGCCUGCGGUGAUCCCUUUUUGGCUUUUUGAAAGGAGAAACUUGUUGACGUAACUUAUUAAUAAAUUGUUGUAUAAUCUCUAAAUUGUAUCACUACUUUCUAUAUGUAUACUCAAUACUCAUUAUAAUAUUACUCAGUAAAUAAGACGAUAAAUGAGGGGAAUGUCACUAUCACAGCUAUCUUUGUACUUAUAAUAAAAGAACCCACUUUCCUGAUGCACUUUUUUUAUAGGUUGUAAAACCAUUAUAUCAUAUAUGAGCUGCAGUUUGGCUACAAAAUGAGAAAUACUUGCGAAAAGCUGUUUUAUUAUUGUUUCUAAGUUGUUAACGUUAUAUUUUUAACAAUGAAUUCUGCACGGCCGUCGAUCGAAUAUAUAUGAUGUACGCGGACCGGAAACAAUCGCAUCGUUAUAGUAAACAAUAAUAAUAUAUUAUUGUACUAUGCCAUACACUACCGCCGGAAACGCAUCUAUCUGUAUAUCAAAUACCGCAUCUAACCAUAUUGGUUUACUAUUAUUGUUUUAUAGUUUUUCGCGCCUAAACACAACACGUAAUUAAAUAAGACCUAUAAUUAUUGGCUUGAAACAAAAUAUUAUCAUGUAUUUUUAUCGAUUUUUAGACGUUUAAUAGAAUUUGCUGGAAUAAUAUUUAUUACAUAAGAUAAAAAAAAAAAAAUGUUUUUAAAUAUAUUUCGUUCACAGUAAAUGUAGUUGUACAACAUGAUAUUUGUAUCAUAAUUGUGAAGUUACUAUACUAAAUAUUAAAAUAAUUCUGUUCGCUACAGGGUAAUCUAAAAAUAGUGUCCAAUUGUUCUUCCUAUUGGAUACUUAAAUGUUUUCACGUUAUAAGUAAUUAUAAUUUAUUUUAAAUAUUAAAAUCGAACAAACGAUUGUUUAGUACCUAAUUCUUUGACUUAAGUUCUACUAAUUUAUUUGUUUCUA